Messenger RNA from Orcinus orca (killer whale), 4278 nucleotides. RefSeq names its product integrin subunit alpha 9 (gene ITGA9). The record is from RefSeq and is a predicted model, not a curated record. Gene Ontology annotation, cellular component: external side of plasma membrane; integrin complex. The transcript is spliced from 28 exons. The coding region runs from base 513 to 3620 and encodes 1035 amino acids. Gene Ontology annotation, molecular function: integrin binding. Lineage: Eukaryota; Metazoa; Chordata; Mammalia; Artiodactyla; Delphinidae. Gene Ontology annotation, biological process: integrin-mediated signaling pathway; cell-cell adhesion; cell adhesion mediated by integrin.
CAGAGACGCAAAUAAAGACCGAGUACAAUAGAGCGCACAGCCGCGGGGAGAAUUAGGGUCGCCUAGGGACCGAGCGCCCAGGGCGCUAUCUGGAAGGGGACGUGGGGCGCCUGGGCAGGUCUCCAGACUCCUCCGCGGCCGCGGGAGGCGGAGGGGGACUCGUGGCCCGCAGAGGGCGCUGCUGCGCCGUCCCGCCGCCUGCCGCCCAGGCCGCCCACCCCGCGGGCGCGCCUCUCUGCAGUCCAGUGCCGACCGGCCGGGGACCCGCUUGUUCCGAGCGCGCACACUUCUCGGCCGGACGGAGGACGCCGCCAGCUCCUGGCCGCCCCUGUACUCGCCUGCGGCGGCAGCUCGGCGCACCGCCCCCGGCCCGGCACCGCGUCGCGCCCGCGUCCGAGCGCAGAACUCCGGCCCCAGGAACCUCCCGGCCGUUGGCGGACCCAGCAGCCCCGCCGCCGGCACGUUCGGCGCCCUGCUCUCGGGGCACAGGGGAGGGCGGCGGCCGGCUGGUGAUGGGCGGCCCGGCGGCGCGGAGGGGCGCCGGGGGGCUCCGCGCGCUGCUCCUGGCGCUGGUGGCCGCGGGGAGCCCCGCCGGCGCCUACAAUCUGGACCCGCAGCGCCCCGUGCGCUUCCAGGGUCCCGCCGGGUCCUUUUUCGGCUACGCGGUGCUGGAGCACUUCCACGACAACACGCGCUGGGUCCUUGUGGGUGCACCAAAGGCGGAUUCCAAGUACAGCACUUCAGUGAAGUCCCCUGGGGCUGUGUUUAAGUGCCGCGUCCACACCAACCCUGACCGGAGAUGCACCGAACUGGACAUGGCUCGAGGGAAGAAUCGGGGCAUGCCCUGUGGAAAGACCUGCCGGGAAGACAGAGAUGAUGAGUGGAUGGGGGUGAGCCUGGCCCGGCAGCCCAAGGCUGAUGGCCGCGUGCUGGCCUGUGCCCACCGCUGGAAGAACAUCUACUACGAAACAGACCACAUCCUGCCCCACGGCUUCUGUUACAUCAUCCCAUCCAACCUCCAGGCCCAAGGCAGGACGCUGAUUCCUUGCUAUGAAGAGUAUAAGAAGAAGUAUGGAGAGGAACAUGGCUCCUGCCAGGCUGGGAUAGCGGGCUUCUUCACUGAGGAGCUGGUGGUGAUGGGUGCCCCAGGGUCAUUUUAUUGGGCUGGGACGGUCAAAGUGCUGAACGUCACAGACAACACCUAUUUCAAACUAAAUGAUGAAGUGAUCAUGAACAGGAGGUACACCUACCUGGGUUAUGCAGUUACUGCCGGACACUUUUCUCAUGUGUCCACCACCGAUGUGGUAGGAGGUGCCCCUCAGGACGAAGGCAUUGGGAAGGUUUAUAUUUUUAGAGCUGACCGAAGAUCAGGCACCUUAAUUAAGAUUUUUCAGGCAUCAGGUAAAAAGAUGGGCUCUUACUUCGGCUCCUCCUUAUGCGCAGUUGACCUGAACGUGGACGGCCUCUCUGACCUGCUCGUGGGGGCCCCCAUGUUUUCUGAGAUCAGGGACGAAGGGCAGGUCACUGUCUACAUCAACAGAGGAAACGGAGCCCUGGAGGAGCAGCUGGCCCUGAGUGGGGAUGGCGCCUACAAUGCACACUUUGGGGAGAGCAUCGCCAGCCUGGGCGACCUCGAUGAUGACGGGUUCCCAGAUGUGGCCAUUGGUGCACCCAAGGAGGAUGACUUUUCAGGAGCGGUGUACAUCUAUCAUGGUGAUGCCGGUGGGAUGGUCCCUCAGUACUCCAUGAAACUUUCUGGGCGGAAGAUAAGUCCAGUCCUGCGGAUGUUUGGUCAGUCCAUAUCAGGAGGCAUUGAUAUGGAUGGAAAUGGCUAUCCCGAUGUAACUAUUGGAGCUUUCAUGUCGGACAGUGUGGUUCUCCUAAGGGCGAGACCCGUCAUCACGGUGGAUGUCUCCAUCUUCCUCCCCACCUCCAUCAACAUCACGGCGCCCCAGUGCCACGAUGGCCAGCAGCCUGUGAACUGCCUGAAUGUCACCGCCUGCUUUAGCUUCCACGGCAAGCACGUUCCGGGAGAAAUAGGCCUGAAUUACGUUCUGACGGCUGAUAUGGCCAAAAAAGAAAAGAGCCAGUUGCCCAGGGUCUACUUUGUGUUGCUGGGAGAGUCCGUGGGUCAGGUCUCAGAGAAGCUGCAGCUGGUCCAUUUGGAGGCGACGUGUCAUCAUUACGUGGCCCAUGUGAAGCGGAGAGUGCAGGACGUCAUCAGCCCCAUCGUGUUUGAGGCCGCCUACAGCCUGGGUGAGCAUGUGAUGGGAGAGGAGGAGAGGGAGCUGCCGGCCCUGACCCCCGUGCUCCGCUGGAAAAAGGGACAAAAGAUUGCCCAGAAGAAUCAGACCGUGUUUGAAAGGAAUUGCCGAUCUGAGGACUGUGCCGCCGACCUGCAGCUUCAGGGUCACCUGUUACUCUCCAGUGUUGAUGACAGAACCCCGUAUCUAGCUAUGGGGGCUGUGAAGAAUAUCUCCCUAAACAUCUCCAUCUCCAACCUCGGGGACGAUGCCUAUGAUGCCAACGUGUCCUUCAAUGUUUCCCGGGAGCUCUUCUUCAUCAACAUGUGGCAGAAGGAGGAAAUGGGCAUUUCCUGUGAACUGCUGGAAUCGGACUUCCUCAAAUGCAGUGUGGGAUUCCCUUUCAUGAGGUCGAAGUCGAAGUAUGAAUUCAGCGUGAUCUUUGAUACAAGCCACCUGUCUGGGGAAGAGGAAGUUCUUAGCUUCAUCGUUACUGCUCAGAGCGGCAACAUGGAGCGCUCAGAGUCCCUGCACGACAACACCCUCACGCUGACAGUGCCGCUGAUGCACGAGGUGGACACAUCCAUCACUGGAAUCAUGUCUCCAACCUCCUUUGUGUACGGCGAGUCUGUGGACGCAUCCAGCUUCAUUCAGCUGGAAGACCUGGAGUGUCAUUUCCAGCCUCUCAACGUCACCCUUCAGGUCUAUAACACUGGGCCAAGCACCCUUCCUGGGUCAUCUGUCAGCAUCUCUUUCCCCAGUCGUCUGUCACCUGGAGGAGCUGAGAUGUUUCAUGUGCAGGAGAUGGUGGUGGGCCAGGAGAAGGGAAACUGUUCUUUCCAGAAAAACCCAACCCCCUGUGUCAUCCCUCAAGAACCAGAAAAUAUCUUCCAUACAAUAUUUGCUUUUUUCACAAAGUCGGGAAGAAAAGUCUUGGACUGCGAAAAGCCAGGAAUUUCUUGCCUAACAAUGCACUGUAAUCUUAGUGCGCUGGCUAAAGAAGAAAGUCGUACUAUAGACAUUUACAUGCUGCUGAACACAGAAAUACUGAAGAAGGACAGUUCAUCUGUCAUCCAGUUCAUGACCCGCGCCAAGGUGAAGGUGGACCCUGCCCUGAGGGUGGUGGAGGUAGCCAGUGGGAACUCAGAGGAGAUGACGGUGGUCUUCGAGGCGUUGCACAAUCUGGAGCCCCGAGGCUACGUCGUGGGGUGGAUCAUUGCCAUCAGCUUGCUGGUGGGAAUCCUCAUCUUCCUGCUGCUGGCUGUGCUGCUCUGGAAGAUGGGCUUCUUUCGCAGAAGGUACAAAGAAAUUAUUGAAGCUGAGAAGAACCGUAAAGAGAAUGAAGACAGUUGGGACUGGGUCCAGAAAAACCAGUGACCUGCCACCCCACCCCACCCCGGUCAUGUGGCCCAGUGGUUCGCCUGUCUUCCUGAUCUUUGUAUCUUCCAUAUUUGGAAGAAAGAAUCUUCUCCAGAUUUUUCGGAGGCCCCACGAUGCUGUUCUCGUCCUCGUUCUCUCAAGCCCAGGUGCCAACCUGAGGCAGUCACUUCGGCCAGGUCACCUGACUGGAACCACCACCACUUCCUUUUCCAGCUGAACCCACAACUUUGGAAAGCCGGCUGCAGAGCCAGGCGAUAUUUAUGGAUGCAACAUGCGUGGUCAACCCUCAGGGGAAAACUGUUACCUAAAAGUAUUUUUAUAAAUAUAAGCCUUUUAUACUGAUUAUGUCUUUAUAUUUGUAUCGAUGUUUUAUUAUUUCUAUUAAAUGGUUAUAUAGUUCACUCAAGCACUGAUAUCUGGCCUGAAAUCUUGGAAAUACUUGUAUAUUCAUACAAAUGUUAAAGGAUAAAGAUCUUAUUGUACUCUGGAACUUGCUGUUAAAGAAGACUCAGAUGAAAUCAUCUGAAGAAACCUCAUGUGAUGAAUCCACCCAGCGGGUGGUGCUGUAUAUCAGCUGUGGUUUGGGGCUGAGCCCGAAGGCAUCUCACAUCUCUGUUGCCUGGAGUCAAGUGCGGAAUAAUGUGCUGAAGAACCA